Molecule: messenger RNA, 436 nt
Organism: Calypte anna (Anna's hummingbird)
Lineage: Eukaryota; Metazoa; Chordata; Aves; Apodiformes; Trochilidae
Gene: CABP4
Product: calcium binding protein 4
Exons: 4
Coding region: 1-330 (109 amino acids)
Molecular function (GO): calcium ion binding
Source: RefSeq, a predicted model, not a curated record
AUGGGAUCCCAGCCCUUAAAUGGGAUCCCAGCCCUUAAAUGGGAUCCCGGGGGUAAGGUGGAUUUUGAUGAUUUUGUGGAUCUGAUGGGUCCCAAGAUGCUGGCGGAGACGGCGGACAUGAUCGGGAUCAAGGAGUUGCGUGACGCUUUCCGUGAGUUUGACACCAACGGGGACGGGCAGAUCAGCAUGGCAGAGCUGCGGGAGGCCAUGAGGAAGCUGCUGGGGCAGCAGCUCAACCACCGGGAGGUGGACGAGAUCCUCAAGGACGUGGACAUCAACGGGGACGGGCUGGUGGACUUUGAAGAGUUUGUGCGGAUGAUGUCGCGCUGAGCGAGGGCGAGUGCCAGGACAGGACCCCAGAGCCCUCCGUGCCUUACCCCAGAGGAGGGGGCUGCAGAGGAGACCCCCGGCUCCAGCUGGGGCCACGCUGGGGUGA